CCUGCUCAGGCCCGGCUCCCCCACUGGACACGGCCCCAGCCCCGGAGGAGAGCUGCUCCCAGACCCAGCAGGGCCAGAGCCCAGGAUGGCAGGUGCAGACAGCCAGCUCAGCCCCAGGAUGUCAAUUGAAGACCAAAAUGUAAAUGACAGGCGGGCUUAUGAAGCGAUAUUCAAUCACUACAGGAUGCACAAGGUGGAGAUUUCACAUGCAAUAGACAAGACAUUUCCUUUCCUGGAGACCCUCCGAGACCGCGGCCUCAUCAGCAAUAAAUUGUUUACAGAUUGUCAAGAGUCUUGUAGAAACCUGGUCCCUGUAAAAUCGGUGGUGUACAAGGUCCUCGAAAAACUGGAGAAGACAUUCGACCUGACGCUUCUGGAAGCAUUGUUCAGCGAGGUCAACCUGAUGGAGUACCCUGGCCUAACAAAAAUUUGCAAAGAAUUCCACAAUGUGGCUCGGGAGUUUUUUAAUUGCCAACAGAGUGAGGCAUCUGGCAACCAACCAAGGCUUGAGCAAGGAAAUGGCGAAAACUUUCAUGGAAGCCUACCCUGGUUGUAUGCAGAUUCCUCAUCUGACGUUGAGCGGGUCAAUGAAGGGGGAAGAGAGCCGACCAGGAGUGAAAAUGAGGCAGCAGGAGGUCAGCAAGACAGCAGCGCGUGUACCCAAGAAUCGGAUCCUGUAGGGGCAGAGCUAUCCACAAAUGGAACCCCAAUCCAUCCGUGUAGUGUGCUUCUUGUGGAUAUAAAGAAGGAAAAGUCUUCUUAUGAGCCGAGAGCCCCCAAAAGGACUAACUGUCUCCAGGAAUCAGACAUAAUAGUGAUCGACAGUGAGGACAAUGAUGAAGACGAGCCCCCAGAAGCCUCCACCUGGGCAAUGCGAAGUCAGCCCCAUCAGGAAGAUCCCAUGAGUCUCAGAAAAUCACCCCUAUUCAGAAAAAGUAUGGCAAAAAGAGUGGCAAGACACAGAGACGCUUCAGGAUCCAGUGAGGAGGACGAGCACCCCGGAACCUCGCACUCAGCGCUGGGAAGGUUGCCUGCAAAGGAGGGUUCUGUGCAUAGUAGAAACACGUCUCCUGCGGAGAAACGCUUUAGAAUAAGAGGUCUGAUCAACGAGGACUGGACAGAAGUGAGUGAUAGAGAGGAGCCGCCAGAAGCCUCAGGCUCGGUGCCAAGAAGUGGGUCAGCCACCGUGGAAAGUGGGAGAAGUUCCAUUAUGGGGAGCCACACAAAGAAGAGAACCCAAAAGAGGAACCAUUUGGAGGGAGAAAUCAAACUCCACAAAGGGAGAAAGAGACUCUGGCCUAGGAAGCUUUAUGGCCAGAGAAACAACAGGCUGAAAAGAGGCCACUCAAAAGUCAACCGAGUCAACGCUGGACCCUUGAGAAGAUGGAGAAAAAGAGGCCCCAGAAUUCCCAAAGACUACACGAUCAAUUUCCAGAGUCCUCAGCUCCCGGUGACGUGCGGGGAGGUGAAGGGGACUCUCUACAAGGAGAUACUGGCACAAGGCACCUCGAAGAAGUGCAUCCAGACUGAGGACCAUUGCAAGACCUGGUUCAGACCUCACCCUGGCUCUGAACUCCUUGACAAUUCACCCACCUCUGGGCCCCCAAGCUCUCCGUGA
This is a messenger RNA of Echinops telfairi (small Madagascar hedgehog), 1618 nucleotides long. RefSeq names its product nuclear autoantigen Sp-100. Gene Ontology annotation, molecular function: DNA binding; DNA-binding transcription factor activity, RNA polymerase II-specific. The record is from RefSeq and is a predicted model, not a curated record. Gene Ontology annotation, biological process: regulation of transcription by RNA polymerase II. The transcript has 20 exons. The coding region runs from base 86 to 1618 and encodes 510 amino acids. Gene Ontology annotation, cellular component: nucleus. Lineage: Eukaryota; Metazoa; Chordata; Mammalia; Afrosoricida; Tenrecidae.